AUGAUCAUUCUCUUUUCUGAAGUGAUCUCGGUAACAAACAUCAUCACAUCGCUGCUCCUCCAGUACUCCUACCAGAUCAUUUUGUAUGAUUUCCAGUUCAUCAUGCUUGCAAUCCUUGCUACGCGCAUGCACCUCCAUCUUUGGCAGGUGAACCGACAUCCACACGGAUCUACAAGUACCCUCGUGCAUAUUCCAAUGUCCGAUAUCUCAUUUGCAAAUCCCACGGCGUGA
Molecule: messenger RNA, 231 nt
Organism: Suillus plorans
Lineage: Eukaryota; Fungi; Basidiomycota; Agaricomycetes; Boletales; Suillaceae
Exons: 3
Coding region: 1-231 (76 amino acids)
Source: RefSeq, a predicted model, not a curated record